UAUAUUGUAGUUUGAAUUCCUUGCCUAUCCUGCUUCGGCAGCUCAUUUUCUUCAGCCCCCCGCCGCUAAAACCCUACUUUGGUCCCAAGUAGUAAGAAACAGUGCCAGGCAAGCGUAAAGCAAGAAACCUUCUCCUUCCGCCCUCGCCGGUCAUGGCUCUCAGCAACCCUAAACUCUCGAUCUACUCCACUAUCUCUUCUUCCUCAUCCUCCACCUCCACCUCCUUCCCGCCGCCGCGCUCCAUCUCCUUCUCAUUCCUCCUCUCCCCACGCCGCCGCCGCCGCUACCAUACUUCUGUUUUGCAGUCCGUAAAGCCUCGCCCUCUCCGCCUCUUUGCUCGCACCCGUGACAGGAACUCCGAUCCCCCGCCGCCGCCCCCUCACCGCCAUGGCUCCACCGGCAAGCGCACCGACAUCCAGAAGAUCAUGAUCCUUGGCGCCGGCCCCAUCGUCAUCGGCCAGGCUUGCGAGUUCGACUACUCCGGCACCCAAGCUUGUAAGGCCCUCCGCGACGAGGGUUAUGAAGUCGUGCUCAUCAAUUCCAAUCCGGCCACCAUCAUGACGGACCCCGGCCUCGCGAAUCGCACCUAUGUCGGCCCCAUGACCCCCGAGCUCGUGGAGCAGAUCAUCGCCGAAGAGCGCCCACAUGCGCUUCUCCCCACUAUGGGCGGCCAGACUGCUCUCAAUCUCGCGGUCGCCCUCCAUGAAUCCGGUGCUCUUGCUCGCUAUGAUGUUGAGCUCAUCGGCGCCAAGCUCGACGCCAUCCGCUGCGCAGAGGAUCGCGAUCUCUUCAAAAAGGCCAUGGCCUCCAUCGGCCUUAAGACCCCUCCUUCCGGUAUAGCUACGACCAUAGAGGAGUGCGCCUCCAUUGCGGACGAAAUCGGCGGGUUCCCUCUCAUCAUCCGCCCAGCGUUCACCUUGGGAGGCACCGGCGGUGGCAUUGCUUACAACCGCGAUGAAUUCGAGUCCAUAUGCCGCGCCGGACUUGCUGCCAGUAUGACAACUCAGGUACUCAUCGAAAAAUCCCUCCUCGGGUGGAAAGAAUACGAGCUCGAGGUCAUGCGCGAUCUUGCAGACAACGUCGUCAUUAUUUGUUCGAUUGAAAACAUCGAUCCGAUGGGGGUUCACACCGGCGACUCCAUUACCGUGGCACCUGCGCAGACGCUUACAGAUAAGGAGUACCAGAGGUUGAGGGAUUACUCGGUGGCUAUAAUUAGAAAGAUUGGUGUGGAGUGUGGGGGAUCUAACGUGCAAUUUGCAGUGAAUCCGGUGGAUGGGGAGGUGAUGGUGAUUGAGAUGAACCCUAGGGUUUCGAGAUCAUCCGCUCUCGCAUCUAAGGCUACUGGGUUUCCGAUUGCGAAGAUGGCUGCGAAGCUUUCAGUAGGAUAUACCCUUGAUCAGAUACCCAAUGAUAUCACGAAGAAGACGCCCGCCAGCUUUGAGCCCUCUAUUGAUUACGUGGUGACAAAGAUCCCACGCUUUGCUUUCGAGAAAUUCCCUGGUUCUCAGCCGAUACUGACCACCCAGAUGAAAUCUGUCGGCGAGGCAAUGGCUUUGGGGAGGACCUUCCAAGAGUCCUUCCAAAAGGCCGUUCGAUCUUUGGAAUCCGGUUACGCCGGCUGGGGCUGUGGGCCCCUCAAAGAACUUGACUGGGACUGGGAGCAGUUGAAGUACAGCCUUCGAGUUCCCAACCCUGAUCGAAUCCAUGCCAUUUAUGCGGCCAUGAAGAAAGGAAUGAGAGUCGAAGAAAUUCAUGAACUCAGCUUUAUUGACAAAUGGUUCCUCUCCCAGCUCAAAGAGCUUGUAGAUGUGGAAAAUUUUCUACUUUCCACAAGUUUAAAUCAACUUACAAAGGAUGAUUUUUAUGAGGUGAAGAGAAGGGGGUUCAGUGAUAAACAGAUUGCUUAUGCGACAAAUUCGGAUGAGAAAGAAGUACGAAAAAGACGAGUUUCUUAUGGCGUGCUCCCGGCAUAUAAGAGGGUAGAUACUUGCGCCGCCGAGUUUGAGGCAAAUACUCCAUACAUGUAUUCAUCCUACGAUUUUGAGUGCGAGUCGGCUCCGACUAAGAGGAAAAAGGUUUUGAUCUUGGGUGGUGGACCGAACAGGAUCGGCCAGGGGAUAGAAUUCGAUUACUGCUGCUGUCAUGCAUCAUUUGCUCUUCGUCAGGAUGGACAUGAAACGAUCAUGAUGAACUCGAAUCCAGAGACCGUCUCGACCGAUUACGACACAAGCGAUCGUCUCUACUUUGAACCCUUGACAGUGGAGGACGUCGCCAAUGUUCUCGAGAUCGAGCGGCCUGAUGGAAUUAUAGUGCAGUUCGGGGGCCAGACUCCUCUGAAGCUCGCCGUCCCCAUACAGCAUUAUCUGGAAGAGAACAAUUUGAUGUCCGCCAGCGGCGCCGGUCCAGUAAAAGUUUGGGGAACUUCGCCGGAUUCGAUUGAUGCCGCCGAGGAUCGAGAGAGAUUCAAUGCAAUCUUGAACGAGCUUCAGAUCGAGCAACCCAGAGGCGGGAUAGCGAAGAAUGCAACUGAUGCCUUAUCAAUCGCCUCCAAUAUAGGUUACCCCGUCGUCGUCCGGCCGUCAUAUGUCUUAGGUGGAAGGGCGAUGGAGAUUGUUUAUACCGACGAGAAGCUUGUUCAGUAUCUCGAGACCGCCGUCGAAGUUGAUCCCGAGCGACCGGUACUGAUCGAUAAGUACCUUUCAGAUGCUACUGAGAUUGAUGUGGAUGCAAUGGCGGAUUCUGAGGGGAAUGUGGUCAUUGGUGGUAUAAUGGAGCACAUAGAACAAGCCGGAAUCCAUUCUGGCGACUCGGCUUGUUCUCUUCCUACAAAAACCCUAUCGAGGAAUUCCCUCGACGUAAUCCGUUCAUGGACAACGAAACUCGCGAAAAGACUCGGAGUAUGUGGUCUCAUGAACUGCCAGUACGCCAUCACAGCCUCCGGCGAUGUCUAUCUUCUCGAGGCGAACCCUCGGGCCUCCCGCACGGUUCCCUUUGUUUCCAAAGCCAUUGGCCAUCCUCUAGCUAAAUAUGCUUCUCUGGUUAUGUCUGGAAAGAGCUUACAUGAUAUAGGAUUCACCAGUGAGGUGAUCCCGAAGCAUGUUUCGGUCAAGGAAGCCGUUCUUCCCUUCGAAAAAUUCCAAGGUUGCGACGUGCUUCUCGGGCCGGAGAUGCGCAGCACCGGAGAAGUCAUGGGAAUAGAUUUGGACUUCCAUGCCGCAUUCGCGAAGGCGCAAAUUGCUGCUGGUCAGAAGCUUCCUGUGGAUGAUAGCAAGAAGACAGUGUUCCUCAGCUUGAACGAUCUAACCAAGCCCCACCUUGCAUCCAUCGCUGGAGGAUUCUUACAACUAGGGUUCCGACUCGUCGCAACUUCCGGCACUGCUCGGGUGCUUGAGCUGGAGAACUUACCCGUGGAACGUGUUCUAAAGAUGCACGAGGGUCGACCCCAUGCUGGCGACAUGUUGUCCAAUGGUGAGAUAGACAUUAUGGUGAUAACCAGUUCCGGCGACGCCUUGGAUUCCAUAGAUGGAAGACAGCUGCGAAGAAUGGCACUGGCAUGUAAGAUUCCAUUAAUAACCACCGUCGCCGGAGCGCUGGCGACUGUGGAUGCACUGAGGAGCUUGAAGCUUAACCCAAUAAAGAUGCUGGCUUUGCAGGACUACUUCGAUUCGGCUGUAGAACAAGUUGGUUUGAGAGCUGCUUCCCCUGUUGUUUAGGUUUCAAUUUCUUGAGGUAAUUCUCAUCCCAUCUUCGAUUCAUCUUUCUCUUAGAACUUCCAUGAGCAGGCAUUUUGUUGUCAUCAUAGCAUAUUUGUUUUACUUUUUUCUCAUGCUGUUUUAUCAUUUUUGUUUUGAUGAUGAAUUGGUGGCUUGUUGGUCUUUUCCUUGUGUUGGGCUUAGGAUUUUCAGAGUAGAUUUAGGGUCGUAGAAUAAACAUUUCUUCGCUAAGCAAAUGAGUGGGAUUUGAUUAUCUUUUUAGACGAACAUGAAUAAUAGUUUGUUUGGUUAUGUUUGGCUUGAUAAGAGCUCGAUUAUGAUGCAUUUAUAUUUUAAGAUGUU
This is a messenger RNA of Phalaenopsis equestris, 4055 nucleotides long. Its product is annotated as carbamoyl-phosphate synthase large chain, chloroplastic. The record is from RefSeq and is a predicted model, not a curated record. Gene Ontology annotation, cellular component: cytoplasm. Gene Ontology annotation, molecular function: metal ion binding; ATP binding. The transcript is spliced from 3 exons. Lineage: Eukaryota; Viridiplantae; Streptophyta; Magnoliopsida; Asparagales; Orchidaceae. Bases 153 to 3713 code for a protein of 1186 amino acids. Gene Ontology annotation, biological process: L-glutamine metabolic process.